Molecule: messenger RNA, 1005 nt
Organism: Erythranthe guttata (spotted monkey flower)
Lineage: Eukaryota; Viridiplantae; Streptophyta; Magnoliopsida; Lamiales; Phrymaceae
Source: RefSeq, a predicted model, not a curated record
AUGUUAGAAGAACGGGACCGGACCGGCCGGUUGGACUGGUCCGACCGCGACCCGCCACGAAAGCGGUUCGAUCUGACGCCGAAAACCGGGAUAUUCAAGAACCCGGGUCAAAUGUCCAAAAACCCAGUUCGACCGGCAAAACCCGGCGAACCCGGAAACCGCUCGAGAUCCAUAGAUAUUACACAAAGUGUCGCCGAAGCAAUUGCAAUCUAUAUUCAACCGAUAUUGGCAACUACGAUAAAGCUAAAGAAACGCCCGCAUGGUGGAUCUACUCCGGGCAGAAGAUAUAUUCGUCGUGAUAGAAAGUCUCGCCACAACAUGAUAAUUAAAGACUACUUCAAAUGUGAGGAUUCGAAAUACACGGCUGAUCAUUUUCGUCGUUGCUUCCGAAUGGAUGUUAACCUCUGUACUCGCAUUUUGGAUGAAAUUGAGAAGAAUGAUGAAUACUUUACUAAAAAAGUUGAUGCAGUAAAGAAUCAGGGGUUGAGUCCACUUCAAAAAAUGAUAGCGGCAAUUCGUAUGCUCGCAUACGGGUGUUCAACUGAUAUUCUUGAUGAAUAUGUUCAAAUUGGCGAAAGCACAACAAUUGAGAGUCUCCAACAUUUAUGUGAUUCCAUAAUUGCAAUUUUUGAAGAAGAGUGUUCAAGGAAACCAAAUGAACAUGAUAUUAAAGUUUUGCUUAAACAAGGAAAAGCUCGAGGUUUCUCAGGUACCCACAACGAUAUCACAGUUCUUGAUAUAUCUCCACUAUUUGAUAAUAUUGUUCAUGGAGUUGAUCCAUUGUGUAAAUUUAAAGUAGACGACAACAAUUACGAUAUGGGAUAUUACCUAACAGAUGGAAUUUAUCCGGAAUAUGCUACUCUAAUUCAAACCAUUUCUCAGCCAUCUAGUGUCAAAGAAAAAUUAUUUGCUAAACAACAAGAAACCGUAAGAAAGGAUGUGGAACGCGCCUUUGGUGUGUUGCAAAGUAGAUGGCAUAUUAUCAAGGGUCCUUCACGAAUGUGA